AUGUUGCUGAUCGGCGGCUUGCCGAUGUUCUAUAUGGAAUUGGCCCUUGGUCAAGUUCCAUCGAUCUGGCUGUGUGAGCAUUUGGCGGAAGGCAUCGGGUACGGUAUCUGUUUCAUCUGCACGUUCAUAGCCUGUUUCUACAACGCCAUUAUUGCACACGCUGUCUAUUUUGUUGCAAGCUCGAUAGCG
This is a messenger RNA of Ostertagia ostertagi, 189 nucleotides long. Lineage: Eukaryota; Metazoa; Nematoda; Chromadorea; Rhabditida; Trichostrongylidae. The record is from the annotation of a GenBank genome assembly.